Molecule: messenger RNA, 2094 nt
Organism: Chenopodium quinoa (quinoa)
Lineage: Eukaryota; Viridiplantae; Streptophyta; Magnoliopsida; Caryophyllales; Amaranthaceae
Product: probable galacturonosyltransferase 3
Exons: 9
Coding region: 1-2052 (683 amino acids)
Molecular function (GO): polygalacturonate 4-alpha-galacturonosyltransferase activity
Source: RefSeq, a predicted model, not a curated record
AUGGUUCCUCGUAGACGAAGAAUCUCCACUUCUAUUAUCGCCAUUGUUAUAUUCAUCACUCUGGUUGUAUUCAGUAGAACACUCAUCAAAGCUCAGUUACUUCAAAGAGAUCGCAGAGGGUACCCUAUUCUUUAUGAUUGUGAACAAUGUAACAGAAAAAAGGACCAGGCAACUCCAUCAUAUGCUUCCCCUGAUAAAUCUGGGAAUCUAGAUGUUAAGGAUUUUGACAUAAUGAUGACAUACAGUGAUGCUUCUGGAGCUGUUAGGGUUGGUUCAGUAAAAGCAAAAGAUCUAUCUUCUUCAUGGGUUUGGAAAACUCCUAGUCACCAUGAUGACCAUAUGAAAAAUCUUGAGAAAUCAAAGGAUUUAUCUCAGCCUAUCACAAAGUACGAAGACAGUACUGAGCAUCCUGUUGAGACAAAGCAAAGUACAGAAAGCAUUGUCUUCAACACAAAAAGUUAUCCAGAUGAUCCAAUUAAGCGUCACCGCCAGAUGUUACGUCUUAAAAGAAGGGAGCUCCGUACAGCAGAACUUAUGAGGCAAGACAAAGAAAUGGAUGCAGAGAUGGAGAAAGCAGCCAUUGAACGUGCUGAGGGGCUGGAUACUACUUUCAUUGGAAAGUAUAGCAUUUGGAGGCGCGACUACGAUAAUUCCAAUUCUGAUUCUACUUUGAAGCUUAUGCGUGAUCAAAUUAUUAUGGCAAAAGCAUAUGCUACCAUUGCAAAAACUAAGAAUGAGAGCAGUCUUUACGAUUCCCUGAUGAAGUGCACCAAAGAUAGUCUGAGUGCCAUCGGUGAAGCAAAUUCUGAUGCUGAUCUUCAGCCAAGUGCCCUGGAUCAAGCGAAGGCAAUGGGGGGGAUUCUCGCAGCAGCAAAAGAGAAAUUGCAUGAUUUUGCUGUUUUGGCUAGGAAGCUAAGAGCCAUGAUUCAAGUAACUGAAGAUAAUGUCAAUGCUCUGAAGAAGGAGAGCGCAUUCUUGAUUCAGCUAGCUGCAAAGACGAUACCAAAACCUAUACAUUGCCUUUCUCAACUGCUUACUGCUAAUUAUUUCAUUUCUGGCCGUGCAAACAAAGAUGCUAACUUGAAAGAUAGGCUUGAGGACCCGUCACUUUACCAUUAUGCCAUCUUUUCAGAUAAUGUACUUGCUGCAGCAGUAGUAGUGAACUCUACUAUUGUGCAUGCUAAUGAGCCAGAAAAGCAUGUUUUCCACAUUGUGACGGACAAGUUGAAGGUUUCAGGCAUGAAAAUGUGGUUUCUUGACAAUCCUCCCUCUAGUGCUUCUGUAGAAGUCUUGAACAUUGAUGAUUUUACAUGGUUAAAUUCUUCUUAUUGCCCUGUGCUUCGGCAACUUGAAUCUGCUCGAAUGAAGGAGUUUUACUUUAAGGUCAAUAAUAACCCGUCAUCUCUUUCAACUGGCACAGACCAACUGAAGUAUAGGAACCCAAAAUAUCUGUCAAUGUUGAACCAUCUUCGUUUCUAUCUUCCAGAAGUAUAUCCUAAGCUGAAUAAAAUCUUGUUUUUGGAUGAUGACAUUGUUGUCCAAAAGGACUUGACUCCACUUUGGUCUGUUGAUAUGAAAGGAAUGGUGAAUGGUGCUGUUGAGACAUGUAAGGAGAGCUUUCAUAGGUUUGACAAGUAUCUUAACUUCUCUAAUCCCUUGAUCUCUGAAAAUUUUGACCCCAAUGCUUGUGGCUGGGCAUAUGGAAUGAACAUGUUUGACUUGAAGGAGUGGAGGAAGCGAAACAUUACUGGAAUAUAUCAUUACUGGCAAGAACUGAAUGAGGACAGAACUCUGUGGAAGCUGGGCUCAUUGCCGCCUGGACUAAUCACUUUCUACAAUCUGACCUAUCCACUAGAUCGAAGCUGGCAUGUAUUGGGACUUGGAUAUGACCCUGCACUCAAUCAGACUGCAAUAGGGAAUGCCGCUGUUGUUCAUUACAAUGGAAAUUACAAACCGUGGUUAGAUCUUGCCAUUGCCAAAUACAAGUCAUAUUGGUCCAGAUACGUGAUGUAUGAUAGUCCCUACCUUCGACACUGCAAAUUCACCGAAUAGUCUCAAUAUAUAGCAGCAGAGCCUAUUAGGAGAAUACAAAAU